AUUUAAAAAGAAACAUGAGGAGAAAGGAGAGCAGGCUGAAAUGGAUCUGCCAAGUGCUAAUGAUGUUGAGGAAAGAAGCGGGAAGAUAGCCACUAUACUCAGUAAAGAUGUAGUGAUGAUUGGGGACGAUUUGGUGAAUGAUGUAGGUGGGGCCCAACAUUGUGGAAUGAAAGGCGUACAAGUCAGAACUGGCAAAUACAGGCCCAGUGAUGAGAGGCACCCAACGGUGACAGCUGACGGCACUGUAGACAACCUGGCCCAGGCUGCGGACAUGAUCCUCAAUCAGAGGAAGCACUGAGAACAAGGCAGCAGACAGUGGAACCUCUGACACAUUUACUGUCACCCUAGGUGAUACAGGCUGGUGCCCAGUAGUAUUUCCAUUUAGUUGUUUCCAGUGGGAAGGGUGUACCACAUUGAGGUAAUUCAAGUAACAUGUCAAAACAGUACAAAUAUACUGUAUACUGAAAUAGUGUCCAAAUACUGUAUAUCCUGUAACUGUCACAACUCAUUGUAGUGCCAAAUAUGGGAAACACCCAGCCAUCUGCUGUUCCACAUAUUGUAGUGUAAAACAAACUAAAAUGAAAAUUGCAGAACUGCUACCAAGGUCUGCAAGAGAGACUUGAACACUGUAGAGCUGUACUGUGGAUUUGCCAGUACAUGAUUGGCAUAGAUAAGAUACCUCAAGCUAACAUGAAUGUGUCUGUAACCAGCUGCUGACUGACAGUUAGAGGGGAUAAGUAACGCUGUGUUCAGACUCCCUGCUAAUGUUACACAGUCAGAUAAUUUUAGGAGCUACUGUGCAUGAAGACGGUCCAACUGGAAAUGCACAAUUGAAACGUAGCUGUAGAGUAUUUUAACAUAUAUUAAUGGAUGUAAGUAAACUCUCAUAUGUGGGUAAUAUAAUCCCUUUACACAAAGCCUUAUUAAUGUAGACAGAAGUCAAGCAUUUGACUUUGAUUAUUCUGAAUAAAGCUAUUUUAGUUGUGUUUGA
Messenger RNA from Thunnus maccoyii (southern bluefin tuna), 991 nucleotides. RefSeq names its product phospholysine phosphohistidine inorganic pyrophosphate phosphatase-like. Bases 41 to 298 code for a protein of 85 amino acids. NCBI's taxonomy places the organism in Eukaryota, Metazoa, Chordata, Actinopteri, Scombriformes, Scombridae. The record is from RefSeq and is a predicted model, not a curated record. The transcript has 3 exons.